Ceutorhynchus assimilis (cabbage seed weevil) is the source of this 861-nucleotide messenger RNA. The record is from the annotation of a GenBank genome assembly. NCBI's taxonomy places the organism in Eukaryota, Metazoa, Arthropoda, Insecta, Coleoptera, Curculionidae.
AUGCAUCUGUUGUUCUGGAUUUUGAUUGCGGUUGCUGUAAUUCUCAUAGCAAUUAUUGUAGGAAUUAAGUUAUGGGUGAAAUUAACUACAGGGUGGUGCAGGAACGAUGUGCGUUUGGUUGGAAAGACUGCUAUUAUAACUGGAGCCAAUACUGGAAUUGGGUAUGAGACUGCAGCUGAUUUUGCCAAGAGGGGCGCAAGAGUAAUCCUAGCGUGCAGAAAUGUUGCCAGAGGAAAAGAGGCUGAAGAAAAAAUAACCAGAGCAACAAACAACAGAAAUGUUAUUUUCAAACAAAUGGAUUUGGCUUCGUUUCAAUCUAUAAAAGCUUUUGCAGAGGAUAUAAAGAAAAAUGAAGAAAGGCAAAUAAAUAUAUAUUCUAACAAACAAAAACCUAAUUGCAACAUAAUAUCAGAAGACGGUUUGCUAUUGCCAAUGCAAAUCAAUUAUUUUGGACAUUUUUUACUUACCAACUUAUUACUAGACUUGAUAAAAUCCACUCCCAACUCUCGCAUAGUCAACGUUGCUUCGAUUGGUGCAAAAUGGACCAGAGAAUUUGAUGUGACCAAGCUGAAUGAGUUUCCAGAACACAAUUCUCAAGCGGAUUUGUUGGUUUAUAGCUGGAGCAAACUGUGCAACAUACUAUUCACUAUAGAAUUAGCUGACAGGUUGAAAGGCACUAGCAGUUCUAUUGAAGGUGCUCAAACGACGAUUUAUUGUAGCACUGAAAAGGCUAUAGAGAAUUUUUCUGGUGAACAUUUUGAAGAUUGUCGUAGGGUGGCCAGGUAUCCUACAGCACAAGACCCAGAGUUGGCAAAGAAGCUGUGGGUAGUUUCCGAGGAGCUUGUUAAGCUCAAUACAUAA